AUGGACUCGACGCGAAAGCCGGCAGCCGAACCUGCGCUCCCCGCUCCAGCAUCAGCAUCAACAACAACAACAACAACAACAACAACAACAACGGCUUCAACCUCCACCUCCGCCUCAGCCUCGACAACGUCCGUCUCCUCGCUGGGCUCGCCUCUCAAACGCCCGGCCCCGUCUCUGCUGCCGCCAUUCGAGCCGUCGUCUUCGCCCGGACUGCCUCGCCCAUCAAAACGCCAAAAUGUCAGCGGCACGGGCGCCCAUCUGCGAUAUCCGACGCCGGUGCCAACUUCUAGCACCGGCAUCCUGUCCAGCUCGCCUCUGCGGGAAAAGCUGAGUGUUGGGCUUGUGGAACGCACGCCUCUCUCGGCCGUGCCCUCAAUUGAGCUCAAUGAGAACGGCGAGAUGGUGCUCAUGGGUCGGUCGUCCAAUUCGUCGCACUUCCAGCUCUCGGCCAACCGCCUGAUAUCCCGUGUGCACGUCAAGGCACGCUAUAUACAAGGCUCCACUCCUCUCGAGGCCAACAAGAUUGAGAUUACCUGCAAUGGCUGGAAUGGGCUGAAGCUGCACUGCCAGGGCCGCUCGUGGGAGCUGCUCAAGGGCGACAGCUUCACCAGCGAGACCGAGGGCACCGAAAUCAUGGUCGACGUCCACGAUGCCCGUGUUUUGAUCCAAUGGCCCAAGCGUAGCUCCUCGGGUGCCGACUCCAACGGCCUCUUGUCCGAUGCCAGCUGGGAAGACUCGCCGCCGCGUUCUCAGACGAGGAACGCCAACUUGCUGCAGGUGUCCCCUCUGCGGAGAGCCACGCGUAUUCAGUCUCCCGAUAGUCCCACCCCAGCCCCUCGCCGACGCUCUGUGGUAGCAGCAGACGAUGAUAACGGCAUCGAAAUCUAUGAGGACGACGACGAGGACUAUCAACCGGAUUCGGAUGAGCGAGACGAGGAACCGGAUGUCGGCGUUAGUAUGCGGACAGAGGCCACGGCAAGCUUCACCAGCGGGGUGGAUUCUGACGAGGAAGACGAAAGCAACCCGGAUGAGGAGAACGAUCCCAUCAUCCACUCCUUUGGUCCAUACGGCGCCAACAUCUCGGGCCGCCUCGCGUCCAUCACGACGAAAUCACCCCGCGUGCAGAGCGCCAAGCGACCCCUGAACAAGGGCUCUGCGGAGACGCUUUCAAAGGUCAAGAGGACGUCUCGUGAUCAGCGAAGCCCCUCUGAGGAGAGACUGCCCCAGCCCAAGGAGGAAGACGAGGAAGAGGAGGAUGACGAAGAGGAGGAGCCGACCAGGAUUCCCAGCGAGGCAGACGCGGCCAUCUCCAACCACGUCGUCAACCAGCUCGCCUACUCCCGGCUGUCUUCAACGCCGCUUUCCACCAUUAUGCACAACCUGCCCGCCGAGCAGAUCAAGGACAUUUCCCGGGAUGCUCUGAGGCUGCUCAUUGAGACCACCCCCUGCAUUGGCAUCAUCAAGCGCCAGGGCAAGGACGCGGCUGGCAAGGCUCUGGAGAGCGAGUACUAUUACAUCCCUGAGGACGACACCGAUAUGCAGCGAAGGGCGGCCGUGGUGGAUGGACUUCGGAAGCCCAGCUUGCGGGCGUGUCGAAAGCAGCACAAGCAAUACUACUGGAAGCGCCCCAAGACGCCUUGA
Trichoderma virens Gv29-8 is the source of this 1641-nucleotide messenger RNA. RefSeq lists its product as uncharacterized. The transcript has 3 exons. Bases 1 to 1641 code for a protein of 546 amino acids. The record is from RefSeq and is a predicted model, not a curated record. Gene Ontology annotation, molecular function: protein binding. NCBI's taxonomy places the organism in Eukaryota, Fungi, Ascomycota, Sordariomycetes, Hypocreales, Hypocreaceae.